This is a messenger RNA of Hemicordylus capensis (graceful crag lizard), 2743 nucleotides long. RefSeq names its product oxidative stress induced growth inhibitor 1 (gene OSGIN1). Bases 200 to 1690 code for a protein of 496 amino acids. NCBI's taxonomy places the organism in Eukaryota, Metazoa, Chordata, Lepidosauria, Squamata, Cordylidae. The transcript has 6 exons. The record is from RefSeq and is a predicted model, not a curated record.
CCGGCGAGCUAUUUAAGAAGGCGGAGAAGCCGGCAGCGGAACCGGAGCGUGCGGCGCUGUUCCUGGGGCUUGCCUUGAGUGGGUGGCGGAAAAGGAGAGCGUGCGAGUGAGCUCUCGUGGGAUCUGCAGCUUGCCUUCCCCUCCACCCGAGGCGGACUUGUUCCUGGAACUUUGCAGAGAGAGACACAGACUGUGCACCAUGUUACACAUGCAUCUGGAGCAGAACAGUGCCAAGCCUCUUCCUGUGGUGGUCAUAGGAAAUGGCCCCUCGGGGAUCUGCUUGUCUUACCUGCUGUCGGGUAACAUCCCCUACGUCAGAAGAAACUCGGUCCAUCCGAAUCCCAUCUUGCAGAGGAAACUAGAAGAGACACCAGAAGUCUCGGUUGUAGACCAGGAUGUGGAUUACCUGUCUGAAGGCUUGGAAGGACGGUCCUCUAGCCCGGUUGCGAUCCUCUUUGACUCCCUGCUCCGCCCAGAUACAGACUUUGGUGGGGCAGCAGAAUCGGUCCUCACCUGGUGGCAUCAGCCUGACAGAGCGGUUCCUCAUCUAGUUCUUGGCAAAAACCUUCCUGGAGGAGCCUGGCAUUCUAUUGAGGGAUCCAUGUUCACGCUGAGCCGGGGAGACUGGAUGGAGCUUCCAGAUCUGGAGUUCAAGGACUGGAUGAGCAGGAAGAAAAGGGGCUUCAGAAAUAACAGGGCGACCGCUGGAGACAUCGUCCAGUAUUACCAAUACUACGUGGCAAAGAAAGGGUUAAAGAAGAACUUCCUCUGUGAGACUCUUGUGACGUCCGUGAAGAAACUGAGCCUCGAUGAAGGCUCCAGCUACAAGCAUCAGACUUCAAGAGACAGCAGCUGUGAGUGGAAUUUCUUGGAGAAACCAAAAGACGGCUCACCCACGGACAGUGGCAGCCUCUUCCAGGUGGAUGGACUUGUCACAACCAUCAGUGGCACGCAGCCCUUCUCUGUGCAUGCAGAAAACGUGGUCCUAGCCACAGGGACAUACGACAGCCCCUCCUGGCUUGGCGUCAAAGGGGAGCAGCUUCCUUUUGUUCAUCACACACUCUCGGCUCUCGAAGAAGCCAUGAAGAACAAGGAGAUUGGCAUGAUGUCUGAUCCAGUCCUGAUCGUCGGUGCUGGGUUAACAGCAGCGGAUGCGAUCCUCUUCGCUCACCAUUGCAACAUUCCGGUGAUCCAUGCCUUCCGCCGGAGGGUCAAUGACCCAGCUCUCAUCUUCAACCAGCUCCCUAAAAACAUGUAUCCCGAGUACCACAAGGUCCACCAGAUGAUGAAAGAGCAGGCUGUCCCUUGCCCGGGACCAUACGAGGGCUACCUCAGCCUUCCUGAGCAUCACAUUGUCUCCUUCACAGAGGACAGGAAGUGCAUCUUCCAUGACAAGAAGGGCCACCAGAAAAUGUACAACAUUUCCAUGGCUUUUGUUCUCAUUGGCUCCAACCCCAACCUGUCUUACCUGCCCAACAACGGGAUGGACUUGGCAGUUGACUGUGAUCAGCCAGUAAGCUCCAAGAGGAACCCUAUUGAUGUCGAUCCCUUCACCUAUGAAUCUGUUCAUGAGAAAGGACUUUAUGCCAUGGGUCCACUAGCCGGGGACAACUUUGUGCGCUUUGUGCAAGGCGGUGCAUUGGCUGUUGCCAGCUCUCUGCUGAAGAAAGCCAACAAGAACCCUCCCUAACAGGAAGGGUUUCCCUUUUUCUCUAGAGGUGCUAUCUUCUUCCAGAGAACAAGGGCACUGAACAGGCAAACAUCAUUCCAGAUGUGAAGUCUCUCCACCAUAGCAUUCUCUAGGAUGGCUCCCAAAUGCCGUCGCAGACCCAAGAAUGUGAAGUUGGCAAGAGUGUGGGGUUUACUUCUAAAUCUGCAGGGUGCACAACCAUUCCCCAUGUUCUAAACUGGGGAGGCAGCUCUGUGAAGACCUUGGCACGUGAGGUGGGGUACUACCUGCUGCUCUGGAAGCAUGCAAGGUUGUAACUUCCCCAUUAACCACCUCAAGGACCAUUGGGGUAGCUGCAAGCUUGGAAUCCACAUGGCUAAACCUAUAAUGGGGUUUUCUCCAUGUGUGCAGAGUCUCGUUCAGAAUCGUGCUGCUCUUAAGUGUCCUAUCAGAAUGACUGUUCUGUGCUGCUGUAAUCACUCAAGGGUACGAUGGCUGGGAUCCAAAGCUGUACACAGGGAAGGUGGGGGAUUUUCUGCUUUCUCUGCCAUUGGUGGCAUCUCUCUCUAAGUUGGCAGUUUUUGAGAGCGGCUUCUCAGAGCAUAAGCGGCUGCAGCAGAGGGUGGGAGAACUGAUAGUUUUAUAUAUACACACACACGGAAGUGCCUUCUGCUCCUACAUGGUAGGGUUGCUGCAUCCAAGUCAAAGGGUCCAAGGGAUGCAAGGUUCUUGUCCAUAUUGCAGGGCACCUGUCUCUGCUGGAUCUCUUACUGCAGACAAGCGCAGUCCCAUAGUGAUGAGUUCAGCCUACUGAGCUGUGCAGGAGCGCAGAGUAGCUAAGUGAGAUGACUGCUGCGAUUGUAGUCAUCUCAAAUACCUUGACGAUGCCCUUUCUGCUGAUUUUUUAAAGGUGUGUGCUGAGGACUGAUCAGUUCAGUGGAAUUUUAGUGCUGGUAAGCAAAGAGCUUGCAUGGGGCUUUUACAACUGGAGUAUUUCUUUUGUACACUGAUUUUAUGCUUUUUAAAUAAAGAUGUGGUGGUCCACAAACCAUGGGUUUCCUUCCUUUGUGGGGA